This is a messenger RNA of Microsporum canis CBS 113480, 408 nucleotides long. RefSeq names its product yabJ. Gene Ontology annotation, molecular function: deaminase activity. NCBI's taxonomy places the organism in Eukaryota, Fungi, Ascomycota, Eurotiomycetes, Onygenales, Arthrodermataceae. The transcript has 4 exons. The record is from RefSeq and is a predicted model, not a curated record. The coding region runs from base 1 to 408 and encodes 135 amino acids. Gene Ontology annotation, cellular component: mitochondrion; cytosol.
AUGGCCCCCAAAACCGCUGUCCUUACCAGUAAAGCUCCUAAACCACUUCCAGUAUUCUCCCAAGCCAUUGUUCACAAUGGCAUGAUCUACUGUUCCGGAAGUAUUGGAAUGGAUCCGGCUACCAACAAGCUCGUCUCUGGGGGAGUUGCAGAGAGAACAAACCAAGCCCUGAAGAACCUCGCAGCAGUGCUGGAGGCUGGUGGCAGCAGUUUAAAGAACGUAGUAAAAAUCAAUGCCUUUAUUACCACCAUGGAUGACUUUGUAGAGAUGAACAAGGUGUAUGAAACAUUUUUCAAAGAUGACCCGAAACCAUGUCGAACUUGCGUUGCCGUGAAGCAGUUGCCUUUGGAUACUGACGUUGAGAUAGAAUGUAUUGCAUAUGUGAAUGAUGCGAAGGCUAGGCUGUGA